AUGAAUAUCUAUCUAUUUAUCUAUCUAUUUAUCUCACUAUUUAUCUACCUCAGUCUGUUUAUCUUUCCCGCUUUAUCUCAGAGAUUUCCUAUCUAUCUAUCUAUCUAUCUAUCUAUCUAUCUAUCUAUCUAUCUAUCUAUCUCUCCCCUAUUUCUACAUCUAUUUUAUUCCGUUUAUCCUUCUUAUUUUACUAAUCUGUCUUUUUCCUAUCUAUCUAUCUAUCUAUCUAUCUAUCUAUCUAUCUAUCUAUCUAUCCUUGUUUAUAUCUCUCCCCUAUUUCUACAUCUAUUUUAUUCCGUUCAUCCUUCUCAUUUUAGUAAUCUGUCUUUUCCUAUCUAUCUAUCUAUCUAUCUAUCUAUCUAUCUAUCUAUCUAUCUAUCUAUCUAUCUAUCUCAUUCUGUUCAUCUAUCUAUCUAUCUAUGUCUGUUUGUCCUUCUCUCUUUAUCUAUUUCCGUACUUUCCUAUCUAUCUAUCUAUCUAUCUAUCUAUCUAUCUAUCUAUCUAUCUAUGUCUGUUUGUCCUUCUCUCUUUAUCUAUUUCCGUACUUUCCUAUCUAUCUAUCUAUCUAUCUAUCUAUCUAUCUAUCUAUCUAUCUAUCUAUCCGUAACUAUCUAA
Molecule: messenger RNA, 615 nt
Organism: Acanthosepion pharaonis
Lineage: Eukaryota; Metazoa; Mollusca; Cephalopoda; Sepiida; Sepiidae
Source: the annotation of a GenBank genome assembly